UGCCAGCUGGCUCUUUCGUUAGGGACCGAGGCGGAGGUUCGGGGCUCUCGUCGCUGAGGGGGGGGGAUUCCCCCCCAACCCCUCAGCCCUCUACCCACCCAAGAGGAGCCUCUCCUCCCAAACUUGCCUCUGGCUGCUCUGGCAGGCUGUCCAGCUAGAAGCUGGCCCUGGUCACUGCGCCUGGGACUUAGAGUCUGCACCCCCUUCAGGAUUCUCCAGUCCCAGCUGGCCAGGGCUCGCUGGGGGUCCCCCAGCCUUUUGGUAGAGCCUGCACGGCUGGGCGAGCUUGAGAAGGAACAUGAAGGUUGGCUGGCCAGGUGAGAGCCGCUGGCAGGUGGGCCUGACUGUGGAAGACAGUCCAACUCUGGGAGCACCACAGGUGGGAGGCCUUCCGGACGUGGUGCCUGAGGGGACACUGCUCAACAUGGUGCUAAGGAGGAUGCACCGGCCCCGAAGCUGCUCCUACCAGCUGCUCCUUGAGCACCAGCGCCCCAGCCGCAUCCAGGGGCUUCGCUGGACGCCACUCACCAACAGCGAGGAGUCCCUGGAUUUCAGUGUGAGCCUGGAGCAGGCAUCCACAGAGCGGGCGCUCAGGGCUGGGAAGCAGCUGCAUCGGCAUCUCCUGGCCACUUACCCCAACCUCAUCCGAGACCGGAAGUACCACCUUAGGCUCUAUCGGCAAUGUUGCUCAGGUCGGGAGCUGGUGGAUGGGAUCUUGGCCCUGGGGCUCGGGGUCCAUUCACGGAGCCAAGCCGUGGGAAUCUGCCAGGUCCUGCUCGAUGAAGGUGCCCUCUGCCAUGUCAAACACGACUGGACCUUUCAGGACCGAGAUACCCAAUUCUACCGUUUCCCGGGGAGGGAGCCAGAGCCUGCAGGAGUCCACGAGCUGGAGGAGGAGCUGGUUGAGGCUAUGGCCCUGCUCUCUCAGCGGGGGCCUGAUGCCCUGCUUACUGUGGCACUUCGGAAGCCCCCAGGGCAGCGCACAGACGAGGAGCUGGAGCUCAUCUUUGAGGAGCUGCUGCACAUCAAGGCUGUGGCCCACCUCUCCAACUCGGUGAAGCGGGAGUUAGCGGCAGUUCUGCUCUUUGAACCCCACAGCAAGGCGGGCACCGUGUUGUUCAGCCAGGGGGACAAGGGCACCUCAUGGUACAUUAUCUGGAAGGGCUCUGUCAAUGUGGUGACCCAUGGCAAGGGGCUGGUGACCACACUGCACGAGGGAGAUGACUUUGGACAACUGGCUCUGGUGAACGACGCACCCCGGGCGGCCACCAUCAUCCUGCGAGAAGACAACUGUCAUUUUCUCCGAGUGGACAAGCAGGACUUCAACCGUAUCAUCAAGGAUGUGGAAGCAAAGACCAUGAGGCUGGAAGAACAUGGCAAAGUGGUGUUGGUGCUGGAGAGAACCUCUCAGGGUGCUGGCUCUUCUUGCCCCCCAACCCCAGGCAGGAACCGGUACACGGUGAUGUCUGGCACCCCGGAGAAGAUCCUAGAACUGCUGUUGGAGGCCAUGAGGCCUGAUUCCAGUGCUCAUGACCCAACAGAGACAUUCCUCAGUGAUUUCCUCCUGACUCACAGAGUCUUCAUGCCCAGCACCCAGUUCUGCGCGGCCCUCCUGCACCACUUCCACGCGGAGCCCGCGGGAGGCAGUGAGCAGGAGCGCAACACCUACAUCUGCAACAAGAGACAGCAGAUCCUGUGGCUGGUCAGCCAGUGGGUGGCCCUGUACGGCCCCAUGCUCCACACUGACCCUGUGGCCAGCAGCUUUCUCCAGAAACUCUCAGACCUGGUGAGCAGGGAUGCCCGGCUUAGCAACCUGCUUCGGGAGCAGUGGCCAGAGAGGCGGCGACACCACAGGUUGGAAAACGGCUGUGGGAGUGCAUCUCCUCAGAUAAAGGCCCGGAACUUGCCCAUUUGGCUCCCCAGCCAGGACGAGCUCCUCCCCAGCAACAACUGUGCCAUCCGAGUUGGGGACAAAGUCCCCUAUGACAUCUGCCGGCCAGACCACUCAGUGCUGACCCUGCAGCUGCCUGUGACAGCUUCAGUGAGAGAGGUGAUGGCCGCGCUGGCCCAGGAGGAUGGCUGGACCAAGGGGCAGGUGCUGGUGAAGGUCAACUCUGCAGGUGAUGCCAUUGGCCUGCAGCCAGAUGCCCGUGGUGUGGCCACAUCCCUGGGGCUCAACGAACGGCUCUUUGUUGUCAACCCACAGGAAGUGCAUGAGCUGACCCCACACCCUGAGCAGCUGGGGCCCACUGUGGGCUCUGCCGAGGGGCUGGACCUGGUGAGCGCCAAGGACCUGGCAGGCCAGCUGACGGACCAUGACUGGAGCCUCUUCAACAGUAUCCACCAGGUGGAACUAAUCUACUAUGUGCUGGGCCCCCAGCAUCUGCGGGACGUGACCACCGCCAACCUGGAGCGCUUCAUGCGCCGCUUCAACGAGCUGCAGUAUUGGGUGGCCACGGAGCUGUGUCUCUGCCCUGUACCCGGCCCGCGGGCCCAGUUGCUCAGGAAGUUCAUUAAGCUGGCAGCCCACCUCAAGGAGCAAAAGAACCUCAAUUCUUUCUUUGCUGUCAUGUUUGGUCUCAGCAACUCGGCCAUCAGCCGCCUGGCCCAAACCUGGGAGCGGCUGCCCCACAAAGUCCGGAAGCUGUACUCGGCCCUUGAGAGGCUGCUGGACCCCUCAUGGAACCACAGAGUGUAUCGCCUGGCCCUCACCAAGCUCUCCCCUCCCAUCAUCCCCUUCAUGCCCCUUCUUCUCAAAGACAUGACCUUUAUCCACGAGGGAAACCACACCCUGGUGGAGAAGAACCUCAUCAACUUUGAGAAAAUGAGAAUGAUGGCCAGAGCCGUGCGGAUGCUGCACCACUGCCGAAGCCACAGCAGCGUGCCUCUCUCACCACUCAGAAGCCGCGUCUCCCACUUCCACGAGGACAGCCAGAUGGCAAGGAUUUCCACGUGCUCGGAGCAGUCCCUGGGCACCCGCAGUCCCACCAGCACCUGGGCCUAUGUCCAACAGCUGAAGGUCAUCGACAACCAGCGGACACUGUCCCGCCUCUCCCGGGAGCUGGAGCCUUGAGGAGGGGCUGGGGCUGGAGCAGCAGGCACUUCCCGCCUGGAAAGCCAGGGCGCGCCUGGGCCAAGGGGCCCGAGGGCUGGCCACAGCUGGGCAGGGCUCUCCGAGGAGCGGACUCGAGGCCCUGGAUCGGGCAGCGUGGAGGCAGCUGUCCCCCGUGAUGACUGUCGGCCAAGGAGGACCUCAGAGUGGAAGGAGCGGGGCCCAAGCCCAGGAGCGGGGGACAGAGAGACCCUGGAGUGGGUGGGAGAGCAGAGCAGGCGCUGGGACUCUGUGUUCAAUAGAGAGCUCUCCACACCAGGUUUUCUUCCAGAUUCUGUGCUUCUGGCUUUGUUGUCUAGCCAUCUCUUGGCCCCUGGGGUUUGUCUGCAUGUGUGUGGCAUGUGUGUGGCAGGGGUAGGGCUGGGUGUGGGGAGGGCGGAGGAGGGGAGGGGUGGUCCUGCUUUUCUUUCCAUUGCACAGGAGAUAAACAGUUGGGUGUGGUCAAGGCUGUUUGUUCU
Molecule: messenger RNA, 3570 nt
Organism: Pteronotus mesoamericanus
Lineage: Eukaryota; Metazoa; Chordata; Mammalia; Chiroptera; Mormoopidae
Gene: RAPGEF3
Product: Rap guanine nucleotide exchange factor 3
Exons: 28
Coding region: 299-3073 (924 amino acids)
Biological process (GO): Ras protein signal transduction; positive regulation of GTPase activity
Cellular component (GO): plasma membrane
Molecular function (GO): guanyl-nucleotide exchange factor activity
Source: RefSeq, a predicted model, not a curated record